GAGAGGCGGCCCCUGCUCUGGGACUGAAGCGGAAGUAUUUCAGGUACUCAGAAGUGAGCGCCCCAUCAGAGAUGGCUCCUGGCAGCGUGACCCUGAGGGCUGCCGUCCUCUGCCUCCUGGCCUGGGCCGGCCUGGCUGCGGGUGACCGCGUGUACAUACACCCCUUCCACCUCCUCGUCCACAGCAAGAGCAGCUGCGACCAGCUGGAGAAGGCCAGCGCAGAGACACCCACGGACCCCACCUUCGUGCCGGUGCCGAUUCAGACCCAGACGCCCCCCGUGGACGAGGAGGCCCUGUGCCACCAGCUGGCACUGGCUGCCGAGAAGCUGGGGACUGAAGACAGGCUGCGGGCCACCAAGGUUGGGAUGCUCGUCAACUUCAUGGGCUUCCGCAUGUACAAGAUGCUGAGCGAGACCUGGAGCGGGGCCGGCGGGGCCGUCCUGUCCCCCACGGCUCUCUUCGGCACCCUGGCCUCUUUCUACCUGGGGGCCCUGGACCCCACGGCCAGCAGGCUUCAGGCGCUCCUGGGCGUUCCUGGAGAGGACCUGGGCUGCACCUCCCGGCUGGAUGGGCACAAGGUCCUCUCUGCCCUGCAGACCAUCCAGGGCCUGCUGGUCGCCUCGGGUGGCGCCGGUGGCCGGGCCCAGCUGCAGUUGACCACCGUGGUGGGCCUGUUCACGGCCCCCAGCCUGCGCCUGAAGCAGCCCUUCAUGCAGGGCCUGGCCCUGCACACCCCCGUCGUCCUCCCGCGCUCUCUGGACUGGUCCGUGGACCCGGACCUCGCUGCCGAGAAGAUGGACAGGUUCGUGCAGGCCGUGACCGGGUGGAAAAUGCACAGGCCCCCGUCGGGAAUCAGCGCAGACAGCACCCUGCUUUUCAACACCUACGUCCACUUCCAAGGGAAGAUGAAGGGCUUCUCCCUGCUGGCUGGACCCCAGGAGUUUUGGGUGGACAACAGCACGUCGGUGUCCGUCCCCAUGCUCUCAGGCGCGGGCACCUUCCAGCACUGGAGCGACGCCCAGAACAACUUCUCGGUCACUCGCGUGCCCCUGAGCGGGAGCGCCGGCCUGCUGCUGGUCCGGCCCCACCGCGCCUCCGACCUGGACAGGGUGGAGGCUGUCGCCUUCCAGCACGACUUCGUGAGCUGGGUGAAGAACCUGUCUCCCCGGGCCAUCCGCCUGACCCUGCCCCAGCUGGUGCUGCGAGGCUCCUACGACCUGCAAGACCUGCUCGCCCAGGCCAAGCUGCCCACCCUGCUGGGCACCAAGGCGAACCUGGGCAGAAUCAGUGAUGACGCCGACCUCCGAGUGGGCCAGGUGCUGAACAGUGUCCUGUUUGAGCUCAUGGCGGACGAGAGAGUGCAGCCCACAGAGUCUGUCCAGCAGCCCACCGGGCCCGUGGCCCUGGAGGUGACCCUGGACAGCCCGUUCCUGUUUGCUGUGCACGAGCGAGAGUCCACCGCCCUGCACUUCAUGGGCCGCGUGGCCAACCCGCUGAGCACGGCGUGAGUGCGGGCACUGCCAGGCUGCUGCGUGUACAACCUGGCACGGCCAACCGUCUGCCACCACGUCUGCAUCUUUCCUCCCACUGGUCAACGUGGUGUCCUUCCUCGGCAUGCACGGGCCGGCCGGGCUGCUGGCUUGUGUCUGGAGAGGGGUUAGGACUGCUGUUCCCUGCAGAGUUCCAACAGACACGCUUGUCUGACACCAAAACAGGUUCCCUCUUAAAAUGAGAACAGAAAUGGGGUUUUCAAAUUAAAAUAUACACUUUUUCA
Molecule: messenger RNA, 1774 nt
Organism: Cynocephalus volans (Philippine flying lemur)
Lineage: Eukaryota; Metazoa; Chordata; Mammalia; Dermoptera; Cynocephalidae
Gene: AGT
Product: angiotensinogen
Exons: 5
Coding region: 72-1508 (478 amino acids)
Biological process (GO): regulation of systemic arterial blood pressure by renin-angiotensin; regulation of apoptotic process; negative regulation of endopeptidase activity
Molecular function (GO): serine-type endopeptidase inhibitor activity
Source: RefSeq, a predicted model, not a curated record